CCCGUACCGGAGAAACCAUUUUCAUGUCACAACGGAACUUCAAGAUGUCGGAUCCGAACAACGAAACCGAUUCCUAUUUUCUCCGGAAUUUCCCGAAUUUGGUGCAGCCUCAGUUACCGCGUGGAUUUAAUCGGGGGAUGGGCAAUCAGUCUACCCAGACUAAGACUUCGCCAUCCAAGACAGGGAAUAAGUCUACCCAGACGGAACCUGUCAAUGAUGACAACGUGCGCCUAAAUGAGAUGUUGACCGGCCACAACUGCGAUUUGCUGUGCGAAGUACUGGAGUCAAGGAAGCGAAGGCUUCCCGUGGAGGACCUAACUGGGCUUCUAACUACAAUACUAGAGCGAAAUCCAGAUGGGAAACCGCUGCCUAAGCGGCAGAAGCUGGAGCGCCAGGAAGAAACGUCCUCAGAGGAGACAACAGAAGAUUGGGAAACUGAACCAUUCUAACUUGGAAAAGUCGAUGAGUUAACGACAAAAUGAUUGCAGGUCAGAUUCAA
Messenger RNA from Drosophila mauritiana, 499 nucleotides. RefSeq lists its product as uncharacterized. The transcript is spliced from 3 exons. Bases 24 to 449 code for a protein of 141 amino acids. NCBI's taxonomy places the organism in Eukaryota, Metazoa, Arthropoda, Insecta, Diptera, Drosophilidae. The record is from RefSeq and is a predicted model, not a curated record.